UGAAGCAUGUAAAAAACAUUAGGAUCGUAUUUGAUUGCAUAAAUAAUGGCAACACUAGUUUCGCCAGUCUCCUGUUUUCGUUCAUCACUAGCUGCUGCCGCCGUCCGUUUCCCAAUUGCAAGAGCAUCAUUCCGUUGUUCAUCAUCUACUGAGAUGGAGACGGAACAUUACAAAUUUGGAGCCUACAAGAUUGAUCAAAGGGAAGUCUUUUACUCCACUCAUCUUUCAUAUGCCUUGGUCAAUCUCCGCCCUCUUCUUCCUGGUCAUGUGCUUGUUUGCCCAAGGCGUGAAGUGAAGCGAUUUGUUGACCUCACCCCAGAGGAGACUAGUGACUUGUGGAUUUCAGCCCAAAAAGUUGGAAAGCAACUUGAGAAGUACCACAGAGCUUCUUCACUUACAUUUGCAAUACAAGAUGGUCCCCAAGCAGGGCAAACAGUUCCUCAUGUACACAUCCAUAUUGUCCCUCGGAAAGGCGGUGACUUCGAGAACAAUGAUGAAAUCUAUGAUGCUAUUGAUGAGAAGGAGAAGGAACUAAAGAACACACUUGACUUGGACAAGGAAAGGAAAGAUAGAAGCAUGGAGGAAAUGGCUCAAGAGGCUGAUGAAUACAGGAAGCUUUUUUCUUAAUUCUUACACCUUUUUCGCAUAUGGAUUUUGUAAGAUUUAUUACUUGUAAUAUUUUUCACCCUUUUAUUUAGCAUAUAAAAACUUCAUUGGUAGAAUGUCUUUAA
Molecule: messenger RNA, 731 nt
Organism: Helianthus annuus (common sunflower)
Lineage: Eukaryota; Viridiplantae; Streptophyta; Magnoliopsida; Asterales; Asteraceae
Product: bifunctional bis(5'-adenosyl)-triphosphatase/adenylylsulfatase FHIT
Exons: 5
Coding region: 46-627 (193 amino acids)
Molecular function (GO): catalytic activity
Source: RefSeq, a predicted model, not a curated record